Messenger RNA from Osmerus eperlanus (European smelt), 1499 nucleotides. RefSeq names its product BCL-6 corepressor-like. Gene Ontology annotation, biological process: negative regulation of transcription by RNA polymerase II. Gene Ontology annotation, cellular component: nucleus. NCBI's taxonomy places the organism in Eukaryota, Metazoa, Chordata, Actinopteri, Osmeriformes, Osmeridae. Bases 136 to 609 code for a protein of 157 amino acids. The transcript has 3 exons. Gene Ontology annotation, molecular function: transcription corepressor activity. The record is from RefSeq and is a predicted model, not a curated record.
UCCCUCCCUCCCAUCCCUCCCUCCCUCUCUCUCUUUCUCUCUCUCUCUCCAGAGUAUUUCACCGAUCUGCAGGGCCGGGCAGACGAUGACAGUGGAGUCUACUGGGAAUUCUACGGCAGUGCCGUGUGUGAGUCCAUGGAGGACCCGGCUGCCUACGACAUCCUGGCGGGGCCUCCGGGUCCUGACGAGGAGGAGGAGGAGGAGCAGAGGGAGCUGUUUGAGUUUGAGUUCUCCGACCGGCCGCUCCUCCCCUGCUACAACAUCCAGGUGGCCCUCUCUCAGGGGCCCAGGAACUGGCUCCUGCUCUCAGACGUGCUGGAGCGUCUCAAGAUGUCUUCCCGGGCCUUCCGCUCCUCUUUCUCCCACCUGGAGGUGGCCACCAUCGCCGAGGCCGAGUUCUACCGCCAAGCCUCUCUGUCACAGCUCUUCUCCUGCCCCGAGGAGCUGGAGGCCUUCCUGCCAGACAGCAAGGAGCUGCUGGACCUGGUGGAGACCAGCGCAGAGCUGGCCGCCAUGCUGGGCUCCUCCCUCGAGAGUCUGGACAGCCGCUGGGAGCCCAAGGUCAGCGCCAAGGUCAAGGGUGGCAAGGUGGCCAAGGCGAGGUCGUGACCUUGAGGCGCCGGGGGACACGCCGACACGGGAGUGUGAACAAGCCGGAUACGCACUCAGAGCUGUAGAAAGUGUACAUUCUCUAAUAUACCAGACUGGGAGAUUGGAUGUUUGAAAUGGAUGACAUUCUCUCUUUGUGAGGAAAACAAUUCAGUUACUACGUUAAAACGAAGAAAAUAAACAACCUACGUAAAUAUAAAUGUAAUUAUGUACAUGUACACAUUUACAGCUGCAUUUGUGUUGUGUGUAUAUACAUAUAUAUAUAUAUAUAUAUAUAUAUAGACAGAGAGAGAUGUGUAUAUCCUGUAUAUCUGCUGCUUUUGUUGUCAUGUUUGGUCAGGUCGUUGUUUUUCGACACUGUUUACAACUAUGUACAGGGGCUAGACUGGUUUUGUCAGUACUGCCCUGCUUAGAGGUCAAAGGUUAUCGUGGUGGCUGUCCGGGUCAGGGGUCAUGGCUGUGCACUUUGGAGGUCUUCAACGACCCAUUUUGUCAGGUGGCUAGAUAUCGUCUAAGCAUUGGCUGUCGUACCGUGGGAUAAUGUUAACGCUGAUCUUGCUAGUUCCACAGCUUUUCGUACGUUUAUUCUAGAGUUUGCGGCCCAAACUUGAGCUUUAUUUGUCUCCUAUUUAUGACGGCAAGUAAGGAAAACAUUUAUUUGGAAGGUGGUCAUGACGUUUUAUGAAGCGUGGCGUAGGUGAGUUAUAGCUGAUGCUUGAACGUGUAAAUAAGGAGUUGACCAUUUCAGUAGACCUAACUGUUCCGGAUUGGUGUUUUAGUUUUGCUUCUGUUCAGUCCAAAAUAUGUUAAAACGUAAAAUAAAAUUAAUAUGCUAUCAUUUGUAUUUAUAUUUUACAACAAAGGUCCUUUAAAUAAAUGGUGAUAUAACA